CAGAUUCGUACUGGUGGCCUGGUGGCCUGGUGGCCUGGUGGCCUGGUGGCCUGGUGGCCUGGCAAGGUAGCCUACGCUGGCUAGAGCUUGUGGCCUUGGCCCUCAGGCUCUAAUGCAAAGCACGUGAGGCGGUGAUGCGUUGUUGGCCGCAGCGCCAAGGCCGGCACGGAUGGCGACGACGACAGCUUCCCAGCUGCUGCUCAUCUCAUCACAACUUCACGCCUUCCAUCCUCCUCCCAUCAUCCACCGAGCUUGCGCCCCAUCCCCCAGUACCUCUACAUCGAAUUUUGUCCGCCUCUAGUCUGGCAGUUAUAUUCCAUACAUAAUACUCGCCCUGUGUCUUUAAUUCUCUAGGACUAUGGGUAACCAGCAGUCCAACAUUGGCGGAGGUCCCGGUGGGGAUGGAAGAGAUGACAAGGACAAGAAGAAGGAUAAGCCCAGAUACGAACCACCUCCCCCCCCUACCACUCGCCUCGGUCGCAAGAAGCGCAAGGCCGCAGGCCCCAGCACGGCUUCCAAGCUCCCCGACAUCUUCCCGACGUCACGAUGUAAACUACGAUACCUCCGCAUGCAGCGGGUUCACGAUCACCUGCUGCUAGAAGAAGAAUACGUCGAGAACAUGGAGCGUCUGCGCAAGACCAAGGCCCAGGCUGCACUGGAUACCGCCAAUCGAAGCGACCUCGAGCUCGCGGACAGAAACGCAGAUGAGAGAAGCCGGGUUGAUGAUAUGAGAGGCAGUCCCAUGGGCGUCGGCAACUUGGAAGAGCUGAUCGACGACGAUCACGCGAUUGUCUCCAGCGCUACUGGCCCCGAGUACUACGUCUCGAUCAUGUCGUUCGUGGACAAGGACUUGCUUGAGCCGGGUGCCAGUAUCCUUCUACACCACAAGUCGGUCUCCGUGGUUGGUGUGUUGACUGAGGAGUCCGACCCUCUCGUCUCCGUGAUGAAGCUCGACAAGGCACCGACCGAGUCUUACGCAGAUAUUGGUGGUCUUGAGACCCAGAUUCAGGAGGUCCGCGAAUCCGUCGAACUUCCGCUGCUCCACCCGGAGUUGUACGAGGAGAUGGGUAUCAAACCGCCUAAAGGUGUUAUCCUGUACGGUGCCCCCGGUACCGGAAAGACCCUGCUGGCCAAGGCUGUCGCCAACCAGACCAGUGCCACUUUCCUUCGUAUUGUUGGCAGUGAGCUUAUCCAGAAGUAUCUUGGAGAUGGUCCGCGCUUGGUUCGACAGAUCUUCCAGGUUGCGGCUGAACACGCCCCAUCCAUCGUGUUCAUUGAUGAAAUCGAUGCUAUUGGUACGAAGCGUUACGACUCCACAUCCGGCGGUGAGCGAGAAAUCCAGCGUACCAUGCUGGAGUUGCUUAACCAACUGGAUGGUUUCGACGACCGCGGUGAUGUCAAGGUGAUCAUGGCCACCAACAAGAUCGAGACUCUGGAUCCCGCUCUGAUCCGUCCGGGACGUAUUGACCGAAAGAUUCUCUUCGAGAACCCCGACCAUGACGUCGACUUGGAUGAGUUCAUCAACCAGAAGGAUGAUCUUUCUGGUGCUGAUAUUCGGGCCAUUUGUACCGAGGCCGGUCUCAUGGCUCUGAGAGAACGCCGGAUGAGAGUGCAGAUGGACGACUUCCGCGCCGCCAGGGAGCGCAUCAUGAAGACUAAGCAGGACGCCAAAAUGGAAGGAUUCGACGAGGAAGCCUUUAAAAAGUUCUUUCCAACUAGCUUCGGCCGGCAGGAGAAGAAAACCGAUGUGAGCACUCAGAUCGAUCGCACCAAGCGCACCGAGGUAGCUGCGAAAGUCGACAGCGAUGACGAGAAGACGCGAUCGAACACCGAGGUCACUCCCGAAGAGCCAACCAUUCCUGAACCGGCGGACCGCGAGGUGAGGCCUGAUAGUAACAAUGGAAGCGACGAUUCCGACUCCGACGACUCCGACUCUGAAGACGACGAGGACGAGUUUCCGGUCUCCCAUGAGAUGCUACUCAAGACCCAUGACCGGGCAGUGACUACAUUGACCGUUGACCCGGCGGGUUCGCGGUUGAUCACUGGCUCCACGGACUGCACGAUCAAGUUGCACGAUUUUGCCUCGAUGACGCCGUCGACUAUACGCGCCUUCAAGUCCGUCGAUCCGUCUGCGAAGAAGCAGUCGGCCGCCCAAGAAGCACACUCCGUACACUACGUCGCAUUCAACCCACUGGCCCCGACCUAUGUGAUGGUUGUCUCCGCUACAGCGCAGCCGAGGAUUCUGAAUCGCGAUGGUGAGACGGUUACUGAAUUUGUCAAGGGUGACAUGUAUUUGAGGGACCUACACAAUACCAAGGGCCAUAUUUCGGAGGUCACCAGCGGAGCAUGGAGCCCGACCGAUGAGAAUCUAUGUGUGACGGCUGGAACGGACAGCACAGUGCGCAUCUGGGAUGCUAAUGUAGGAAGGACACAAAAGGAAGUGAUUGUGCACAAGUCCAAGAUGGCUGGAUCCGCUGGUCGGAGCAAAAUGACAGCCGUCGCGUGGGGCUCGCCCAAACAAGGAGGCCCUAAUGUUCUGAUCGGUGCUGCCCUUGAUGGGAGCUUGAUGAUGUGGGGUGGUGAUGGGCCAUUUACCCGUCCAAGUGGUGAGGUUCGGGAUGCUCAUACCAAGGACACCUGGACGAGCGGCGUCGACAUCAGCUCCGAUGGCAGGCUGGUAGUCACUAAAGGUGGCGACGACACCAUCAAGCUUUGGGACACGAGAAAAUUCAAGAAACCGAUUACGACUGUAUCCCAUCCGUCUAGUACCCGCUUCUCGACUUCGAACAUCAUCUUCUCACCCUCCUCGGCGAAUGUGCUUACUGGCUCCGAAACUGGCCACUUGCAUAUCUUGAACCCUGCUACGCUGAGGCCAGAACUAGUAACGCCGAUUACUCCUGGAUCCCCGGUCAUCACUGUCCUAUGGCACGAAAAGAUGAACCAGAUCCUUACCGGUUCUGCCAAUGCCGAGACGCAUGUUCUCUACAACCCGAAUAUGUCGACUAGGGGCGCGGCCUUGGUUAUGUCCAAGGCGCCGAAGCGCCGUCACAUCGAUGAUGACCCUAGUCUCACUAUGGAUCUCAGCCAGGGUCUCUCGGGAGACUCUGUUGUAGUGGGUUCGAACGGAGUUCCUCACUACAGCUCGUCUACUUGGUCUGCCCGCCAUCCGACCAUUGGGUUGACGGCUUCAGGACGCCCCAAGGACCCUCGCAGACCGUACAUGCCGGCUGCGACUCCGUUUGCCAAGUCGCAACCGGACGAGAAGCAUAUUCGAGAUAACAUCCCUCUCAGUUCGAUGCGGGACGAAGAUCCUCGGGAGGCCCUGUUGAAAUAUGCAGACAAGGCCGAAAAGGAUCCAAUUUUCACCAAGGCGUGGAAGGAAACACAACCCACGCCUAUCUAUCGGGAGCUCAGCGAUGAUGAAGAACAGAAGCCAGAGAAAAAGCGGGCAAGGAGGUAAUCAGCAUGACAGGCUCUAAUUGUCGGUCUUCUGUAAUGUCUUCGAAAUAAUUUGAAACCUUUGUAUAUAUCCCAUAUGACAGAUGGCGUUUGGAGGGUGCAACGGGAAAUUCAUCAAAAGCGAGCAAUCAUUCUAUUUAAAGCCCUGUAAAGAUGAUGAUGAUUGGGGAUCUGUCAAUCCGGAGUCACAG
Messenger RNA from Aspergillus fijiensis CBS 313.89, 3650 nucleotides. Its product is annotated as 26S protease regulatory subunit 4. Lineage: Eukaryota; Fungi; Ascomycota; Eurotiomycetes; Eurotiales; Aspergillaceae. The transcript has 5 exons. The coding region runs from base 359 to 3460 and encodes 1033 amino acids. Gene Ontology annotation, biological process: regulation of DNA double-strand break processing. Gene Ontology annotation, molecular function: ATP hydrolysis activity; ATP binding; protein binding. Gene Ontology annotation, cellular component: site of double-strand break; nucleus. The record is from RefSeq and is a predicted model, not a curated record.